AUGAUUCAAGGAAAUGAUUCAAAGACUCCACAAACGAAUCCAACUGUCUUUAACCACCAUACAAAAUCAAACUCUCAAAUCAAUCCAAUCUUCUUGACCCGUCCAUUCUCCAUCUCCACCAUUCUCAACAAUCCGAAAUCGGUCAUAUUCCUACAAAUCGAUCAAAGUCAUCCUACAAAUGUGGCGGAUCUAUGUUUUUGUGGGGUGAUGGUGGUCGGAGCUAAAACUCAAACGAUGAUUGUUAUGUUUUUCGGUGAUGGAUUUUUCGUCGGUGUCAGUGAUUAUUCCGAGUCUGAAAGGUACUCUUCCAAGAAGCAUCAAAGCAUAUAUACAUAA
This is a messenger RNA of Vicia faba (fava bean), 336 nucleotides long. NCBI's taxonomy places the organism in Eukaryota, Viridiplantae, Streptophyta, Magnoliopsida, Fabales, Fabaceae. The record is from the annotation of a GenBank genome assembly.